CACAGCCGACGAGGGGGAUGCUCCUGAGCGGAUGUUAACACUGUGACUCUCUGUGGUUCAUGUCGCUGCGGACCUGUACGGACUCGAACGUUUUCCCCGAGUCGGCCUCGCUGUCACCCGGGACCGUGUCGUGAGGGAGCCGAGCGGAGGACCGAGCCUUCAGCCCCGGACCGGAGGAGGAGCCGCCGCCGCUGCCAACCAGCUAUACUACCAGAGACUCCCAGCUGUGGUGGAGCCCACACGUCAGAGCUCCUCAUCGAUACACACCGGGCGUAGGAACCGAGGAGCAUCGGGCCGAGGACAAGAGAAGACAAGUCCAGUUGUCCCGGUGCCAGGAGACCGACACUGUCACGCCAGAACCGAAAGCAAAAACGAAAGCGGCGCCUAGACUCCAUCCAGUUUUUUCAGGAUGAACCACUUAUCCCUCAGUGAGCUAUGCUGCCUGUUCUGCUGUCCACCAUGCCCCAGUAAGAUCGCCUCCAAGCUGGCCUUCCUGCCCCCGGAGCCCACCUACAGCCUCAUGUGCGAUGAGAGCGGCAGCAAAUGGACGCUGCACCUCUCUGAGCGCGCCGACUGGCAGUACUCGGCCCGUGAGAAGGACGCCAUCGAGUGUUUCAUGACGCGCACCUCGAGAGGGAACCGCAUCGCCUGCAUGUUUGUCCGCUGCUCUCCCAGCGCCCAGUACACUCUAUUAUUCUCCCACGGAAACGCAGUGGACUUGGGCCAGAUGAGCAGCUUCUACAUCGGCCUUGGCUCGCGGAUCAACUGCAACGUCUUCUCGUACGACUACUCGGGUUACGGGGCCAGUUCUGGGAAGCCCUCAGAGAAGAACCUGUAUGCUGAUGUAGACGCCGCCUGGCAGGCCCUCCGGUCAAGGUAUGGCAUCCGUCCAGAGAGCGUCAUCGUGUACGGCCAGAGCAUCGGCACUGUGCCCUCAGUGGACCUGGCAUCUCGCUAUGAGAGCGCCGCAGUUGUCCUCCACUCCCCACUCACUUCAGGCAUGAGAGUGGCCUUCCCCGACACAAAGAAGACCUACUGCUUCGACGCCUUCCCAAACAUCGACAAGAUUUCCAAGGUCACGUCACCGGUGCUGGUGAUCCACGGCACGGAGGACGAGGUCAUCGACUUCUCCCACGGCCUGGCGCUGUAUGAACGCUGCCAGCGCCCCGUGGAGCCGCUCUGGGUGGAGGGGGCGGGACACAACGACGUGGAGCUCUACGGACAGUACCUGGAGAGACUCAAACAGUUUGUCGCCCACGAGCUUGUCAACUUGUAGAGGAACUGAAGAUGAGGGCGGAGACGGGAAGAAGAGCUAAGAGAAGAAAGCUGGUAGUUUCCAGGAAAGGUCGGAUGAUGGACAAGGAGUAGAAACAGUAGAACUUUUUAUCCCCGUGAAGUAACACAGGUAGAAGUGUUGAUCGUCUUUGUAGUGCCGACUUCCUGAUGGCUGACUUCUCUUAUCAAACCCCUCCCCCCUCGGAGCUCCAGGGGUCCCGGGCUCAGGACCUGUCCGUGUCGUCCAUUCCACAUGCUGCAGCUGUGAACUUACAAAUACACAUCAUUUAGUUAUUUUCUUUGUUGUUGUUUUUGCUUCUUUUUUUUGUAUCAUGUUUAAAGUUGCAUAUAAUGAGUGAAUGACGGAAGCAGUCAUGUGCACAGACAACAUACCAUGUGUAUAUGCAAUAUUGUG
This is a messenger RNA of Limanda limanda (common dab), 1690 nucleotides long. RefSeq names its product abhydrolase domain containing 17B, depalmitoylase (gene abhd17b). Lineage: Eukaryota; Metazoa; Chordata; Actinopteri; Pleuronectiformes; Pleuronectidae. Gene Ontology annotation, cellular component: endosome membrane; plasma membrane. The transcript is spliced from 4 exons. Bases 410 to 1276 code for a protein of 288 amino acids. The record is from RefSeq and is a predicted model, not a curated record. Gene Ontology annotation, biological process: protein depalmitoylation. Gene Ontology annotation, molecular function: palmitoyl-(protein) hydrolase activity.